This is a messenger RNA of Mastomys coucha (southern multimammate mouse), 2511 nucleotides long. RefSeq names its product double C2-like domain-containing protein gamma. Bases 1123 to 2298 code for a protein of 391 amino acids. The record is from RefSeq and is a predicted model, not a curated record. The transcript is spliced from 10 exons. Gene Ontology annotation, cellular component: membrane. NCBI's taxonomy places the organism in Eukaryota, Metazoa, Chordata, Mammalia, Rodentia, Muridae.
ACACAGGCCAGUGAAAUAUCAUGUUUCAAAAACAAACAAACAAACAAAACAUGGUAGAGGCUUAGUGAAUGAAGAUCUUUAAGACCCACGUGGUGGAAGGAGAGAGCCAACUCCUGCAAGUUGUCGUCUGACCGUGACAUGCAUGUUCACAUAUGUACAUACAUACAUGGUUUAAGAAGUGAAAGAAGCCAAGCAUGUGACAUACCCCUGGACUUCCUGCACUCCAGUGGUGGAGACAGGAGCAUGGAGAACCCAAAGCCCACUCUUAACUUGGGUUACGUAGUGAGACUUUGUCUCAGAACCAAUAAGCUGUUGUGGAGCAGAAGGGGGAGGGAUGCUGGACAGCUCCUGUCAGUGAGCUCCCCUGCUCUGAACACCUCAAAUGAUGCGACCAAUGGCCAGGGCGAAGGCCAGUCAAAUAAAAGGUACUGCCUGGGAUAUGGAAGAAAAGAGCCAUACAGAGAUGGAGUAAGGGGCCAGUUCCACCAUACAGAGAGCCGCUAUAAGGCCAACGGGACAGACUUGGGAGGGAGACAGGGACAUCACUGCUUCGAUUGUUUUCCCAGCCAGGGGAGAGGGCAAGAGUGUGGUAUGAUCAUCUAGUUUCCUUGAGGGGACUAGAAUGUGGGGCUCUCCCAGCUGUUAUACCCACUCCUGCAGAAGGACCCCAUUCCCUUCACGCCUCCAUAGUCCCCUAUCCCUUCCUCUUCCCUCUCUAUCCCUCCACAUUUUUGCCCUUCUCACCUAUUUCCUCUCCUGCCUACCCCCCAACACACCCCCUUUGGCACCUCUGGCCCUGCAGCCUCCUUACCCAGCAGCAGGACCACAUGAUGGUGGUAAAAAUAGCUCCUUUCAUCAGAGUGUGAAUGGAGGGGGCAGAGGCAGGAGACAAGGCUGGGCCCCCAGUGCUAGGGAAGGGCCCUUGGGAAAUGUAGGCUCCUGGUCCCCUCCCUGCUCAGUCAUACAGUUGCUCAGAUGGGUCACCUCAGUCUCAGGCUCUAUCAUCCCAAACAUACACCGAGAGCCAGCAGCCGCAAAGCAGUGUGACACAGCUCUCAAGAGGUGUGUGCCUGCUGUCCCCAGUAGGUGGGGACUUCUCUGAGUCCCUAUGCCUGGACCACCAUGGCAUGUGCAGGGCCAGCCAGUGGGCGACAGCGGGUGAGCAUGCAGGAACACAUGGCCAUCGAUGUGAGCCCUGGCCCCAUUCGGCCCAUCCGCCUCAUUUCCGACUACUUCCCACACUUCUACCCCUUCCUGGAGCCGGUGCUGCGAGCCCCAGAUCAGCAGACAAUGCUGGCCCCAGCAAUCCACUCUGCAUCCCAGCUGCAGCCCAACCCUGAGCCUGAAGGAGACUCGGAUGACAGCACUGCCCUAGGCACCCUGGAGUUCACACUUCUCUUUGAUGCGGACAACAGCGCCCUGCACUGCACAGCCCAUCGUGCUAAGGGCCUCAAGCCACCAGCUGCAGGCUCUGUGGACACCUAUGUCAAAGCCAACUUGCUGCCAGGAGCCAGCAAGGCCAGCCAGCUUCGGACCCGCACUGUUCGAGGCACCAGGGAACCUGUCUGGGAAGAGACACUCACCUAUCAUGGUUUUACGUGCCAGGAUGCUGGACGGAAGACCCUGAGGCUAUGUGUAUGUGAGGACUCACGGCUGCGGCGCCGGAGGCGAGCACCCCCCUUGGGGGAGUUACGAGUGCCCCUGAGGAAGUUGGUGCCAAACCGAGCCAGGAGCUUUGACAUCUGUCUGGAGAAGCGGAGGCUGACCAAGAGGCCCAAGAUCCUGGACACAGCCCGUGGCAUGUCUCUGUAUGAGGAGGAGGAGAUGGAGGCAGAGGUGUUUGGGGAGGAACGUGGACGCAUCCUACUGUCCCUGUGCUACAGCUCCGAGCGUGGUGGCCUGCUGGUGGGUGUGCUACGCUGUGCCCACCUUGCUCCCAUGGAUGCCAAUGGCUACUCGGACCCCUUUGUCCGCCUCUUCCUGCAUCCAAGUUCUGGGAAGAAAUCCAAAUAUAAGACCAGUGUUCGGAGGAAGACCCUGAACCCUGAGUUCAAUGAGGAAUUCUUUUAUGCAGGUCUUCGGGAGGAGCUGGCCCAGAAGGCACUGCUGGUGUCUGUGUGGGACUAUGACCUGGGCACAGCUGAUGACUUCAUUGGUGAGCAGAAACACAGGGUGCAGGAGGGAGCCUCCCGAGCUCUGAGGGUUACUAACCCAUCCCUUGGCAGGUGGGGUGCAGCUGAGUGGCAGAGCCAGUGGGGAACGCCUGCGCCACUGGCGGGAGUGCCUAGGCCACUGUGACCGCCGGUUGGAACUGUGGCACCUGCUGGACAGUGUGCCCCCCCAACUUGGUGACUAGUCAGCACAGGCCCUGCUUGUAACUGGUUCAGGAGCCAAGAUGUCUGUUGCAUCUGAAAAGAGCUCCAGGUUAUCCCGUCUGCUAUGCAUUCUUGUCUCCUUCCAGUCAUGUAACCCCCAAACACAAAGCAAAAUAAAUACCUGCUUCUGCCAGCU